AUGAUCUACUCCCAGGCCUUUAACUUCAACUCGUACGUCGAGAAAGGCGUCGACCCCCGCACUGGUCAACACAACUGCACCAUCUCUCUCUACGAGAUGCCGAAUGAGGCUCGCAACAGCCCACCCCUUAAGCUGUCACUUCACUAUAAUCCCUUGAACAGCGACGAUGUUGGCUUGGGCCAGGGCUGGUCCUUCGGCAACAUCUCCUCCUACGAUCAGGGAUCCAAGACCCUGGUUAUGUCCACCGGGGAGAACUAUAAGGUCACAGAAACCACCAGCUCAGUACGCAUGACGGACCAGAAGCUCAAAAACUUCGUGUUCCAGAAGGCGAGCACCACAAGCUACCGCGUCACCCUCAAGUCGGGCCAGGUCGAAGUGCUCUCCAACUUCAACAACCGGACCAGUGUCAGUGUACCUACGGACAUUUAUGGCGCCAAUGGCCGCUCACUCAAGCUCUCCUGGGUAUUUUCCGGCUCCCAGCCGCGACUGAGCAAGGUGCAGGCCGACUCGCAGGACCUGAUUGAGGUCGCGUACGGCACGAACACCACCAUCACCCGGGCCCCUGGGACCGCCGAAGCCGCGACAUUCACGCUGGUGAAGCGCAAUAACCAGCUGACGGAGCUUCGCCUGCCGCCGGACGGCUCACCAGCCUGGAAGUUCACGUAUGCGACCGCGGGCCUGACUAACGUCACCAGCCCGACGGGGGCCACAGAGGACAUCUCCUACAAGACGGCGGGCUUCCUGCUGCCGAGUGGCGCGCCAGUUAGUUCCAUCCCCUAUGUCGUCUCCCACACCGUACGGCCCUUCCAUGGCCAGCCCGCCGUCCAAACAACCUACAGCUACUCAGACCGUAACUUCCUCGGUUAUGGCGGAGGCCGGAACUGGACCAACGACGGGGACAACCUCUACCUGACGCCGGCCGCCUAUGAAUACUCCAGCACCGUUCAGGUGGUGGGUGGCACCACCACCACGCGUACGUACAAUAAAUUCCACCUGUUGGUCAGCAGUCAAGAGCAGAAGGGCACCAAGCAGCUCACGGAGGCCACCACCUACUAUGCUCUGACCAACACCGCUUUCGAUAGCCAGCCCGCGCAAUAUCAACUGCCUAGGACCCAGACCACCACUUACCGGGACACCUCCACCGGGGCCUCGCGCACUGAGGCAACCCAGUUCACCUUUGACGACUGGGGCAACAAGACCAGUGAAACUCCCCCGAGCGGCAUCACGACCACCAGCGAGUACUAUGUCCCCGCCGGCGAGGUGGCGUCGGGCACGGUGGUCUGCCCGGCCGAUCCCCAUGGAUUCCAGCGCUAUCUCAAACUGGAGACCGUCACGCCGGCGGCCAGCGCCUAUUCGACGCCCACUCGAGCCCAUCUUUAUACUUAUCUCCAGAUUCCCACAGCCGUCGAUGCCCUGGCAGAUUACUGGGUCGCUGCCCAACAGCGGCAGACGACCGAGGACGGCCGGACGCUCUCCACUACGGAAUACACCUAUGUGAACCAACCCCAGUCCAGGGAUCAUGGCCGACUGCAGCAGCAAGUCACGCGCUUGCUUAAUCAGGAUGCCACGACGCACAACUGGGCCUACACCCAUGUGAGUCCGGUCGAGUUGAAGGAGGUCACGACCAUGAGGAGCUUCGAUGGCCAGACCACUCAGGAAGUGACCACGUCUUCAUUGAUGUCCGGGCUAAGCCUUGCCACAAAAGACCGGGCCGGGACCGAGACAACCUUGCAGCAUGACUCGAUGGGCCGAUUGCUCCAGACCACCACCGCUCCCGGGGCGGCUUUCGAGGCCACGAAAAAACAUGACUAUGCGGUUCUGGAAAACGCCGUCGGGUGGCGCGUCACGGUGACAGACACCAAGGGCGUGCAAACGCGGUACUUCACAGAUGGAUUGGACCGCGUGGUCCGGGUGGAGUCCCAAGACGACGAUGGUGGGUGGGAUCAAUAUAACGCCUACAACGGCACGUUCCGCGUCAUCCGGGAGCGUGAAUAUAAUUCCCUGGAUCAGUGCACCAAAGAGGUCGACAUCGACUGGCUGCGCUCCAGCGGGACACCCACGGAGCUGCGGACAACCCGCUCGCUCGAGUACGAUAACUGGGCCCAGGUCUACAAGGUUACCAGGAGCAGCGGAGCUGUGCAGCUGUCCGAGACCGACCCCAUUGCCUUGACCUCAACGGUGAGCAGUGAGGGUGAAGGCCAGACGCGCAUCCAAUACAAUCUGUUCAAAACCCCGACAAGCGAGUCGCUCAUCCGACGCAACGGAACGGUCGAAAGUACGACUGAGUAUGCUUACGAUGGUCUGGGACGCCGCCGGCAGAUGAAGGAUGGCUUGGGCCGUGCCACGCAGUAUAGCUACGAUAGCUUUGACCGCGUGGUGCAGACCACCAGGCCAGAUGGCAACGCCAUCACCACCCAGUACGCGGCCCAGAGCGCCGAGGCCCUACCUGUGGCCAUCAAUCUCCAGGGCACCACUGGCUUCAGUGAGCAAUCUUUUGACGGCUUGGAGCGGCCGCUGCGCACGACCGUCGGCGGGCGCACCAUUGCAAAUACCUACAACGGCGUUGCCCCCCUGCCUGCCCAAGUCACCGACGCCAAGGGACGGCGCUCCCAACGCACGUACGAGCCGACGUUAGACUACGCGUUGACGGGGCGGGUCACCAGCGACGGCACCGACGCAUAUCAAUAUGAUAAGCAAACCGGGGAUGUCUUAAAGCUGGACAGUUCGCUCGCCGCAGCCAACCUCGGCUAUUAUCCCUCCAGCUUAGUGUCCCAGGAGACGAUUCAAGUCGGCAGUGGGGCCCGCACCCUGCAGUACGUGUACUCGCAAGCUGGGAAGCUUCAAGAAUACACCGACCUCAACGGACAGCAGCAUGCGAUCCAGUAUGAUGAGUAUGGCCGGCAGCGGGGGAUCAGUGUAGGCACGCUCAAGACCACGCUGAGCUAUGAUCAGUCGGACCGCAUCACCACGACCGUGGUCCAGGAUAGUAGCAAGGGCGUCGUCCUGACGACCAACAUCGAAUACGAUGAGUUCGGUCGGGAGGUCCAGCGGACGGUCUUGAAGGGGACAAAGAAGCUGUCCCAGACUACGCAGUCGUACGGGGCCACAGGGCUAAUCACUACACGGAAUCGCAGCGAUGGUAAUGGCACUGCGACGCGACAAGAAUCGUUCGGGUAUGACAGUCUGAGUCGCUUGGUCGACUACCAGUGCCAGGGCACGCAGCCCCCGGUGGACGAGCAGAACCGGGCGAUUCGGGCUCAGCGAUUCACGCUCAAUGCAUACGAUGGCUUGACCCAGACCCAGACCACGUUCGCGGAUGGCAGCCAGAACACGCAGACUUACACGUACAGCGCCCACGACCCGACGCAACUCGUCCGGAUCACCAACACCCACUCCGACGAGCCGGCAACGAUCGAUCUCCAGUACGAUGCGAACGGCUGUCUGACUCGCGACGAGCGCGGCCGGACGCUGGUCUACAACGCGUCGCGUCUCCUGGCCGCGGUCUAUGACAGCAAGAGCCAGCUCCUCAGCGAGUACGGGUACGAUGCCACGGACCGGCUCGUCCGUCAGAAGGUCCCCAAUGAGCCGGACACCCACUUCUCCUACCGCGGGGAUACCCUGAUCGCCGUCACAAAGGGGGAGCAACAGAUCAGCUUUGUUUCGGACGGCGGGGUGUACUGGGGCGAAGUCCAGAAACAAGGGACCACAGUCAACACGCACCUCUGGGCGUCCGACGCCAACCACUCGGUAUCCACCAGUGUGGAUACGCAGGAUGCGGAGCAGAUCCACGACCAGGCGUACACGCCUCAUGGCUCCAGCCCCGGUGGCUCGGCCAUUGGCUUCAACGGACAAUGGCGAGAUCCAGUCACCGGGUGGUACCAUCUGGGGUCAGGCUACCGGGUGUACAGCCCGAGUCUGAAGACCUUCCUCCAGCCGGACUCUUGGAGCCCCUUCACCUCGGGCGAAAUCAACCCGUACGCCUACUGCCUAGGCGAUCCCAUCAACCGCAGCGAUCCGAGCGGGCACUGGAGCUGGCGCAACUUUGCCCAGUGGGCAGCGGGCCUGGCAAUUGGGAUCUUGACCGCAGGCGCCGGGUUCGCAGCGGGGGUAGCCAUCGCGGUGGCCGUCAACGUGGGCGUGGGCGUCAUCUACGACCUGGCCACUGGGACGACGCCCACGCUCAAAAGCAUUGGCAUGGAUGCCGUGACGGGGGCCAUCGGGGGCUAUGUCGGCGGCGUCAUCGGCAGCAAUGUCCCGGCGUCGUGGGCGAACGCGCUGGGCACCGUCGGCACGGAGAUCGCGUUGAACCUCGUAUUGGGUGUUAUCGUCCCCGACCCCUUCGCUACUCUCGGGUCUUCGCAGGAACGCUCCCUCUCCACCACGAGUCGCACUGCCGAACUGACCGCAAAGGAUGCGUCUGCGACUACCACCACCGCCACCGCCGUCCCCGGCCGCAUUCCGGACUGGUCCCUGGAGAAGCUUCGACAGCGAGGAAGCGCAGCCAAGGAUCAAGCCCGGACGGGGACGGGGGAAGACACGGGCGCGUGGGCCGCGAGAAGUACCUCGCGCGAGACGGUCACGGCCGAGGACAUCAGCUUGAAUACCUUCGGCGUUAGCUUCAAUGCGUCGCAACUCGCGCGCCAGCUGAGUCCGAACCACCGGGUGGUAUUCAAAUAACUGCCUGUGCGUCCACGACCGCGAGGACAGCUAAGGGUAUAGUCCGUCAAAUGAAUAAAUAUUCAAAUUUUUACAGAAAUCCUAGCUGCUUUAUAAACACCUAUCGAGUUGUUAUAUUUGAUAAAGACAUAUUAUAAUAAGG
This is a messenger RNA of Aspergillus steynii IBT 23096, 4819 nucleotides long. Its product is annotated as RHS repeat protein. The transcript has a single exon. The record is from RefSeq and is a predicted model, not a curated record. Lineage: Eukaryota; Fungi; Ascomycota; Eurotiomycetes; Eurotiales; Aspergillaceae. Bases 1 to 4677 code for a protein of 1558 amino acids.